Erythranthe guttata (spotted monkey flower) is the source of this 825-nucleotide messenger RNA. RefSeq lists its product as uncharacterized. Gene Ontology annotation, biological process: protein retention in ER lumen. Lineage: Eukaryota; Viridiplantae; Streptophyta; Magnoliopsida; Lamiales; Phrymaceae. Gene Ontology annotation, molecular function: ER lumen protein retrieval receptor activity. The record is from RefSeq and is a predicted model, not a curated record. Gene Ontology annotation, cellular component: membrane.
AUGGGGAGGAGUGGGGUUGCGGCGGCGUUGUACAAGGUUUCUGCAUGGGUGCGGCGGCGGCCGACGAAAGUGAAGGCAUUUAUGGCGGCGGCGUUUGGGCUGUGCGCGCUGGUGGCGCUGAAAAUGAUGGUUAAGGAUCACAGCCACUUCUUUAUCGCCUCCGAAGCGAUUCACUUUGUUGGGAUUUUGGUUCUGAUUUAUAAGCUCAACACUCUUAAAACUUGCUCCGGGCUCUCGUUGAAGACUCAAGACCUUACGGCGAUAUUCUUGACAGCAAGAUUGUUCUGUAGUUUUUCCAUGGAAAACGACAUCCACACUUUUCUCGAUUUCGCGACGCUCGCGUCGACAUUGUGGGUCAUAUACAUGAUGCGUUUCAAGUUGAAGUCAACCUACAUUGCGGAGCUCGACAACACUCCCUUGUAUUAUGUGGUGGUGCCUCCUGCUAUUAUAGCGAUAUUCAUCCAUCCAUAUACACACCAUGCACGUGCAGCCCGUGUUCUUUGGGCAUUUGCCGUGUAUUUGGAAUCCGUUUCGGUAUUGCCGCAGCUAAGGAUGAUGCAGAAAACUAAGAUGAUCGAACCGUUUACGGCCCACUACGUAUUCGCACUUGGCGUUGCAAGAUUUUUGGGAUGUGCUCACUGGAUCAUUCAGGUUUACGAUUCUGCUGGAAAGUACUUGUUUCUUGUUGGAGCGGGCUAUGUUUGGCUUCCAAUGGUUAUAUUGGCAGAAAUUGUUCAAACAUUCAUAUUAGCCGACUUUUGUUACUAUUAUGUCAAGGGAGUCAUGAGUGGUCAACUUAUAGUCAGCCUGCCUUCACAUGUUUGA